Molecule: messenger RNA, 878 nt
Organism: Vigna angularis (adzuki bean)
Lineage: Eukaryota; Viridiplantae; Streptophyta; Magnoliopsida; Fabales; Fabaceae
Product: RING-H2 finger protein ATL78
Exons: 1
Coding region: 57-725 (222 amino acids)
Biological process (GO): protein ubiquitination
Molecular function (GO): transferase activity
Source: RefSeq, a predicted model, not a curated record
ACCUAUAACCAACCUCAAGCUCCAAAAACUAACUCUUCUUGAAGAUACCAUCAAACAUGUAUGCUUCAACUUCCUUUACUUCACAUUUGCUUCAUGACCUUCUCAUGGACUCAAGCUCAAGAAAGCUACUCCUUCAAGACCCACUUCAUCAAUCAAUCAACGUAGCUGACUUGCCCAAAUCCUCAGAUUCCAUCAUUUACAACUCAACAGACUCCUAUUUCAAAGGUCGUGACUUCGAUGCAAAUGUUGUCAUGAUACUCGCUGUGCUCUUGUGUGCUGUCAUUUGCUCACUCGGCUUGAACUCCAUCAUAAAGUGUGUGUUGAGAUGCUCAAACAUAGUCAUCAACGACCCUUCAACUGUCACCAACUCUUCAUCACGUUUGGCCAACACAGGAAUCAAGAAGAAAGCCCUCAAGACUUUUCCCACCGUCAGCUACUCAACAGAGUUCAAACUCCCAGGUUUGGACACCGAGUGUGUGAUAUGCCUCUCAGAGUUUGUCACUGGUGAUAAGCUACGCAUUCUGCCAAAAUGCAACCAUGGUUUCCACGUUCGCUGCAUUGACAGAUGGCUUAGCUCUCACUCAUCAUGCCCCAAGUGCAGACAGUGCCUCAUUGAGACUUGUAAGAAAAUUGUUGGAUCCCAGCCACCAGUGCCACAGACCAUUGUAAGGAUCCAACCACUAGAACAUGAAGCUUUGGAGCGUAACUAUAGGGAACUAUGCUAGCUAAUUACUCUCGUAUUAGAACCGAUCAACCAUAAUCAAUCCUCAGAUAUAAUGUUUUGAAACUUUCUGUUGCUUUGUUUUGACCUCAAAUGUAAGAUAUACUAGUUAAUUUUUUGUUACUGCAUUCUUUUCAAUGAUAUUAUCAAGUUCUUA